ACAGGUUGUGAGACUACCUGCAUGGAAUGGCUAAAUUUGUUACAAUCGUCUUGUUCCUAAUAGUGAUUGGUGUAACAGCGUACAUCUACCUGAACUUUGAAUCAGUGAACUUCAUCUCAGAUGAGCCUGUGCCGUUAUCACCAAAUCCAUCAAACCGAGUGGUAGCAGGUUCUCGCUAUUCCAACAAUAUUGACAUUGAUAAUAAAUUUUGGUUUACAGAGGACAGCACGCGUAGUGUCUCUGAAAUGCAAUGGACUCAAGGGACUGAGGGAUAUAAAGACACUGCUAUUCAGACGUUACUAGACCUCAAUAAAGUGUAUGAAGAGACUAUACCUGUUGGAGAAACAGCAUCACUCACUGUUGACUACGGACAUACACUGGAAGAGUACCCUCCAGUUCCAACUCAAGCUUGGGUUCGGCAGAACAUAUUGAACGUGAUGAAGUUUCUCAAUUUGUCCUUGCCUGAAAAAACCAACUGGUGGCGAGCUGAUUACAUAACCCUUCUAAAAUCGUACUACUCACCAACAGCAGAUGUCAUUUACACUGGUAUUCCUAAAUCUGGGUGCACUAAUUGGAAAUUCACCCUUCUCAAAAUGGAAGAUAUGUACCCAGAUGACAAACCGAGUCCCAAAGUUCAUUAUAUCAUCAACAAACUUAACUUGGCUAAUAGUGUAUACAAAUACAAUCGCAAAGCUCUAAAUACUAAAUAUUCUUUCACAGUUCUCAGAAAUCCAUGGACUCGUAUGGCGUCAGGGUAUAACGACAAGUUUAGUUCAAGUAGGUCAGAGAAAUGGCAAAAGGGAAAAGUCGCCCUGCAGAUUUUGAAGAAAUAUCGUGAUAGUAACAUUUCUUUGGGCGAAGUCCUAGGAGGAGGAGAAAGGCCAACCUUUUUGGAAUUUCUGAAUCACAUUGCAUAUGAUGAUUUGGCUGACAUAAAUGCUCAUUUUCGUCCACAGUACACCAUGCUCGACUUAACUAUUAUAUCUUACGACUUCGUGGGAACUUUGGAGCAUGCUAAGGAACAAGCUAAAGAGAUCUUUACACACUUGAAAGGGAUUUCAGGCAAUCACAUAUCAGUCCCUGGUCCUUAUGAUUCGUCAAGUGACCCACGAACUGAACGAUCUACACUUUUUGCAAAAGAACAAUUUAAAAUUGUCCCUAAGAAGCUGUUGGAUGUGAUAUAUAAAAAGUAUAAACCAGAUUUCAUGUUAUACAACUACAGCAAUUUUACUGACCCACUUUUUCCAUUUCCGUUAUAUUACAGUUAGUUUUAUGUUUAUGUCUGCCAAUAUCUGACAAAAUAACUCGAUUUUAUGAUAUUCUUCAGCCUUAAACGUAAGGUCGUAAUGACUAGUUGUACUGCCAAACACUGUUUAUAGAGGCACAUUUAAAAUAGACAACGUGUCUAAAAAACUAUUAAUAACUGGGUUCCGACUUCUGAGAAAACCGCCCUAUUUGCCUCAUAAUACACUAAGAGUAUUAUGUUUUCAGAGUACAUGAUAUAACAAUAGAAAUUGUUACUCCUUACCAGUAACCAGAUUUGUACAGUACACACCAAAAGCUUCAAAUACUGUAAGGGUUUUUAGUCAGAUCAUGGCCAUAUCAUGAUAAUAUUAUUUGAAUUUCACGUUUAUAAAAUAAUGGACUGAUUUAUAUGUUUUUACUAUUGUAACAGGUGGGUGGUGUAUGAAAUAUGUUAAUUGACUACACACACUUUACCACACUUUACCACAUUAAUAUUUUGGAAACUUAAAAUUAAGUGUUAUGUAAUGGUUGGAGAGAAACGCACGGAUAUUGAAUUUCCUUACAAAGACACAAUAAACAUUUAACAUGCUUCAUGCUUGAUUGUUAAGUUAGCUCGCCACGUGUUCAGAUAUUGUAUGUGAUAUUGUAUGUGAUCUGUUGAACAAAUUUAAUUCACGUCUGCAACCGAAUGUGUGUAAAUCGGUCGAAAGUUAGAGACUUGAAAACUGGACUGGUUUUAAAUCACCAUAUAAUUAGCAAAUACUCCUGGGAAUUCUUUCUUCUUUUUAAAACAGUUGUUAGCAAAAACGUGUAAGACGAGUAAAGUGCAUGAUUUUAUGAAAAUGUUAUGAAAAUGUAGUACGCAGUUUUGAAGUAUUCGACCAUUCGUUUUCCACAGAAAAGUAAACAUCUGAUUGUUAUUUUUAUCUGAAAAAACGCACAACACUGCCCAUAUUUCACAACUGUUUGUUUUAUAUUAUUAUCUAGUUAUAAUCACAUUAUGUACUGUACUGUCCUAUACUGUAUGGUACACAAUAUAUAAUAUAUUCAUUAUAACAUGUAGCCUACAUGGUAUUAGCCUACAUUGUAGUCUGGGUUAAGUGUACACAGUAACUUGAAAUAUUAUGCGGUGAAUAAAAAGAAACACACAAUAUGGUAAUUGUUGUAGUACUAGUAAACACAGUAAUUAUAUCCGCGUCUGUGUCUGGAGGCUCUACUGUUUAUUAGCUCCCCAGACACAGUGUUUUAUUAGCCCUACAACAUAAUACAACAUACUUAAAUAUAUAUAUAACCAUUGUCACAGCUCAUUUAGUCAGCUAGCUGUAGAUAUGCACUUCGUGUGUGCUGCAUAAUGUGCAUUGCUUACUGUGCAGUAGAGCCUGUAUUUACAUUGUCAAGUCAUUAAAAUGGUUUGAAUUACAACGCAGUAAAAGCUGACUGCUUUGGGACAUGUACCAGUGGUAUGGAAUAAUAUACCUGACUAUGCUUGAAAUACCUGAAUGUUUUGUCGGGAUUGCAUGCUAAUUGCAUGCUAAUUUCUUUUUAAUUACUACUUUUCACUUGUAACUUUAUCCAGUAUAAGAGUCUGGAACUCUCAAAAUACGGGACAUUUAAUCAAUAUUCUUGGUUUCAAUUUAAUCUAUAUUUUGCUAUACUUUUUCUAUUUCUAGCUACAAUGCUACAUUUUUAAUCAAUGUAUAAAGUUCACUUCACUCACAAAAAGCCACUAUUAAUUUUUCUUACUGGAAUCUGAUUGAAAUUUUAUGUAAUACUUUCUGAAAUAUCAGUAUCAACGUUUUAUACUUCAAUUCCUGUUAUAUAAUUAUAAUGCUGAAAGUUUGUAAUUUCGUUGUGUUUCACUGCUUUCAUUAUAAUAUGUAUAAA
Messenger RNA from Bolinopsis microptera, 3129 nucleotides. RefSeq names its product carbohydrate sulfotransferase 12-like. Gene Ontology annotation, cellular component: membrane. Gene Ontology annotation, biological process: carbohydrate biosynthetic process. Bases 27 to 1268 code for a protein of 413 amino acids. Gene Ontology annotation, molecular function: sulfotransferase activity. Lineage: Eukaryota; Metazoa; Ctenophora; Tentaculata; Lobata; Bolinopsidae. The record is from RefSeq and is a predicted model, not a curated record. The transcript has a single exon.